AGCAAAGCAAAGCUCACAUUGCAAUUAUUUCUUCCAAAUUUCAUCCUAGAAUAAUUUAUCUACAUUUCAUAAUUUACUUUUGCAUAAUUCUUCAGAGCAUACUAAUAUAUAAUCAACCCAGAAAGGAAUUUAUUUACUGUAUAAAAAUCUGAAACUGAAAUAUGAUUGAAUUCCAUUCAGUACUUUAAAUCUACACAUCCGUGAAUGAAUUUUCUUGUUGGGUUAUGAAUGGGGUAAACUACCAAAUGAAUUUCAUGUUCUUCCCAAGUCAAUAUUUAUGACUGUCUGGAAACAGGGGAAGGCUUGUAGUGACUGAAGGGAUUUCAAUCCCCUUUAGGUACACAAACACUGAAUGUCCAGCCAAUGGCGGGAGGGUGUGGAGGAUAGAAAAGCGUAUUUCUGCCAGUGAUUUAAAGAGCUGCUGUGAUUUUUUGAGAGUUUUUCCCCUGCAGUGAUCAUGAGACAGUUUCUGCUUCUGCUGUUGGUGUUCUGCUUCAGUUUUAUCCAGGAUGGAUAUGGCCAUCCUUCUCGCACUAAGAAAGCCGUUCCUGCCCGACAGAGAGAAGAAGAUGACAUGAAGACACAGAUCGACAAGCUGUGGCAGGAAGUCAAUUCUCUAAAGGAAAUGCAGGCUCUGCAAACAGUUUGCUUGCGUGGCAUCAAAGCCCACAGAAAGUGUUACCUGGUUUCUGAUCAGGCCAAGCACUAUCACGAGGCCAACGAGGACUGCAUCUCUCAGGGCGGCACACUAGCCAUUCCCCGGGACGUCAACGAAAACGAGGAGCUUAGAGACUACGCCAAGCGCAGCUCUCCGGCAGCCAGAGACUUCUGGAUCGGCAUCACAGAUAUCGUGAGGGAGGGCCAGUAUGUGGACGUCAACAGCCUCCCUGUCUCCUUCUUCUACUGGGACCGGGCCAAGAAAGAGCCCACCGGCGGGAAGAGGGAAAGCUGUGUCGCUCUGUCACUCAGCGCUCAGGGAAAGUGGCACGACGAGGUCUGUCGCUCGCAGAAGAAAUACAUCUGUGAAUAUCUCAUUCCGUGAGCUGCAACUCUCAGGCCUGUCGUUCAAUUAAGCAAUACGCUCCAGGAAGCCAUGUUUUACGUUAAUUACUGUGUUAAAACCUUGUUCUAAAUUGAUUGUAAACCACAGCUUCACUGUGGAUGCCUAUUGUAUCAAAUGGUUAUUGCAUAUACUGUAUUUAGCAAGGUUUAAACCUUAUGUGCUUUCCGGGAAGUUUUUAUCUAUUCUAGGUUGAUUUUUAAGUCUUACUUUGGCCACAACUUUCUGUGUGUUUCAGUAAAUUGAAUGACCU
Danio rerio (zebrafish) is the source of this 1313-nucleotide messenger RNA. The record is from RefSeq and is a predicted model, not a curated record. NCBI's taxonomy places the organism in Eukaryota, Metazoa, Chordata, Actinopteri, Cypriniformes, Danionidae.